AUGGGACCGACGGUGUCCCCGGUGGUAUCGCCGGGACGCGAGGAGCCCCGGACCAGCAAGCGCGAGGAGCCCCACACCGGCAAGCGCGAGGAGCACCGGACCAGCAGACGCGAGGAGCCCCACACCGGCAAGCGCGAGGAGCCCCGGACCAGCAAGCGCGAUGAGCGGCCUGAGGGAGAAAGGAGGGGGCGCACGGAGACGCGGAAGGAGGAGCCCAGUGAGCGGGCCUCGAAGCGGGCGUCCACGCGGUCGACGCGUACGGCCAGGGAAGAGGAGUCGUCGGCACGCACAAGGGGGUGGUCGACGGCGCGGCGAGGGGAUCAGCGACCGACAAACCCACAGGUCGAGGAGCGGCAGCCAACGCCGACCGAAACCGCGGUCAAGGAGCCGCAGACAACGCCGGCUGACGUCACGGAAGACAACGCGGCCGCUGAGGCACGACGCCUCGCGGAAUGGCACCGGCGGUUCGCGCUGGCCGCGGCGACGGUGGAGCGGAGGCAACGGCGUGUGUGGGAGGACGCCCUGACGCUGGCAAAGAGGCUGAAGGCCACGCAGGAGGCUGAAAAGAAGGCGCAAGAAGCGGAGGCGGAGCGCCACACACGGGACGAGGUGCGCUCCGCGGUACGGGACGGCAUGAUGUAG
Messenger RNA from Drosophila pseudoobscura, 642 nucleotides. Its product is annotated as balbiani ring protein 6-like. The transcript is spliced from 3 exons. The record is from RefSeq and is a predicted model, not a curated record. The coding region runs from base 1 to 642 and encodes 213 amino acids. NCBI's taxonomy places the organism in Eukaryota, Metazoa, Arthropoda, Insecta, Diptera, Drosophilidae.